UCCGCUUUUCUAUUUAGUUUCACCCUUCCCCGGCGCCGUAGUGCGCAGCGUGGGGAGUUGGCCAGUGCUGGAGGGAGAGAACAGCAAGCGAGUUUAUUGAACAUUUCAAACAGACCACGCGUCGUGUUUCUCCUCUCGUUGAGAUGAAGCCCCCUCCUCGUCGCCGUGGCGUCCCGGAGCGAUUCUCGGGAGGCGGGGUGAAGCCGAGCGCAGCGCCGAGCGGCUGGACCGCGUGGAGCCCCGUCGAGAAGAAGAACCUGCUGAGGGCGCUGAAGCUGCAGGAGAGGCGUGGAGUGGAGGAGCUCAACAUAGAGGAGAUACAGAGAGAACUGCCGGGUCACAGCAAAGAGCAGAUCGCUGCGUUCCUCAGCUUCCUGAAGAGUCAGGUGAGGAGUCGUGUGUCUCGGACGGUCUGCCUCAAACGCCUGGAGGAGAAGAAGAAGGCCGUGCCCAUCCAGCUGUGGACCGCUCUGUCGAAGGAGGUGUCUGGGACGCUGGGAGACUCUCUCUCUGCUGCCUUCUCACAGGUACUCGCCUCUCAACUUCACAAACUACAAAGUUACAAAGUGGGGAGGGUCCUGGUUCGCCUCCCUGGAGUCCUGCAGUUUGCUCCACUCCCUCCCUCCCAGACCCACCUCAGUCCCGAGCAGAACUCUUCUGGUACCAAGGAGCUCUCUCUCUCUCUAGAGAGUGCUGUUAUUCUGGAUCUCAUACUCUCUCUGCCCGAGGAGCUCCCCCUGCUGGAAGGAAAGGAGCUGCAGCAUCAGCUGAGGCAGUUCUACUCCAGAGCAACUGCAUCAGCCCCCGCCACCAGAGCCAAUCAGAGACCAGCCCCUGCCCCUGGACCCAAUCAGAGACCAGCCCCUGCCCCUGGAGCCAGUCCGAACGAAGAGACCGGAACUGGUACCAAUCAGAGAGGAGAUGCAGCCCCCGACCAAGAUCACAUUUCUACAGCUGCCACCAAUGAGAGUGAAGGGGCUAACACAGGGACCAAUGAGAGUCAAGAUACUAACACGGCAACCAAUGGGAGCGGAGAUACUGCUGCAGACGAACCCACCAAUCAGGAAAGCGAUUGGUCGAGAGCAGGCCUGUGCCCUCUGAACCCCUUCAUGGUGCCCCUGAAACUGCUGGUGCGAGCAGGGAACAGUGACAUCAUCGUGACAUCACAGCAUUGAUGUCACGCUGAGAGACUGCAUGUGUUUGUGUGUAAAUAAAGCUUUCAAUUUUGA
Messenger RNA from Polyodon spathula (Mississippi paddlefish), 1229 nucleotides. RefSeq names its product small nuclear RNA activating complex, polypeptide 2 (gene snapc2). Bases 144 to 1175 code for a protein of 343 amino acids. Gene Ontology annotation, biological process: snRNA transcription. Gene Ontology annotation, molecular function: RNA polymerase II general transcription initiation factor activity. Gene Ontology annotation, cellular component: nuclear body. NCBI's taxonomy places the organism in Eukaryota, Metazoa, Chordata, Actinopteri, Acipenseriformes, Polyodontidae. The transcript has 6 exons. The record is from RefSeq and is a predicted model, not a curated record.